UCACUUGGCUGUGGCGGCCCAGGCGCCCUUCUGGUUCUCCCCACCGACAACAUGCUCCAGUUCCUGCUUGGAUUUACUUUUGGCAACGUGGUGGGAAUGUACCUGGCUCAGAACUAUGACAUACCAAACCUGGCUAAAAAACUUGAAGAGAUUAAAAAGGACCUUGAAGCCAAGAAGAAACCCCCUGGCUCCUGA
Messenger RNA from Octodon degus (degu), 195 nucleotides. RefSeq names its product short transmembrane mitochondrial protein 1-like. Bases 52 to 195 code for a protein of 47 amino acids. NCBI's taxonomy places the organism in Eukaryota, Metazoa, Chordata, Mammalia, Rodentia, Octodontidae. The transcript has a single exon. The record is from RefSeq and is a predicted model, not a curated record.